CCCUAAUGUGUGCAGACUCUGGAACUGGAAGGCCGAAGAAAGAGAUCCAUCACUACAUUUACCCUGUUUUCAUGAUUUUCUCCAUAAUUUGCUUGUUGCUGACGCUGCUCGCGUUCGUUUUCACGCCCGAGAUGCGAAAUCUGCACGGAAAGAGCAUCGCGUGCCAGUCGUUCACCCUGAUGAUGGCCUACAUCGGCCUAACCAUCACCUACUUUUCUGGAACUGACAGCAACUUAGUUGUUUGCAAACUUUUCGCGUACAUGUCUUUUGGAUUUCUUUUGAGUUCCUUUUACUGGUUGAACACGAUGUGCUUUGACAUAUUUUGGACAUUCAGUGAUUUCAAGAAAAUGACCGGCUCCUUGAGCCAAAGUUCGAAUAAGAAAUUUCGGAUGUACGCAAUUUAUUCCACGCUCAUUCCGCUGAUCGUUAUAACCGUCACCAUCAUCCUCGACGCCGCGCUGGACGAAAAAUCUUUCAUGUGGCCGGGAAUCGGGAAAGUCAAGUGUUGGUUUAGAAAUAAAAAAACGGAAUUUAUAUUCUUCCACAGUCAUCUGUUGAUCAUGCUAUUGGCAAACACUGUCUUUUUUAUUUUGACCCUGGUUAAAAUCACGAACAUGAAACGUGAGGUGCAGGUUUUGAAAAGAGGAGACAGCAUGACCCACGCAGCAGGAGCAAGCUCUGCACUUGAGGACCGACAACGAUUUGUCUUGUAUGUAAAACUCUUCAUCUUGAUGGGCGGAACUUGGGUAUUGGAACUGAUUUCUUGGGCGGUGAAUAGUAAGCCCAAGUGGUUUUGGAUUCCGUUCGACGUCAUCAACUGCUCCAGAGGAAUCAUCAUCUUUAUUUUUUGCGUCGUGACGAACCAAAAAGUGCGCAAUUCUCUUCUUCGUCGCUUUUUACCGAAAUACGCGCCGGACCCGAGUUUGUAUGAGCCUCGGUCCUGCCAAUCGAAGAUGUCGGCCACCUCUGAAUUGUCCGACACACAUGACACCAUCUGCACAACGACUGCUCUUUGCAGCACCAAGAGCACAGACACCGAAUAAGUCUAGCAAUUUGAAAUACCAAUUUUUGGAAAACAAUACAUCUGGAUGGAGACUUGUUAUUUCCUUUCUGCGAUAGGGAAAUGUUUAGAUUGUAGUAACCGCAAGAAUUUUUAAACAGGAUUUUAAGCCACAUGUUAUUUAUUACAUACAUAAAAUAUCUUUUAUAUAAUUUUAAGUAACUUAUAUAUUCAAUAUAUUAUAAAAAUACAGGCGUAAAUGCGUAUUUUUUUGCCACUAUUGACUUAAGUUAAAACAUUAAAAUAGUUUUAAACACGACUUCUAUCAUGACAUAAAGCCAUUGCAUAUUUCAUCACUGCGCAGUCACCCGACAGAGCCGCGCAUGAUGGCCAUCCCUAGCAGAGUAUCUGCACGAAAGUUUUAGUGACUUGAAAUAUUAAAAAAAUGUCAAAAAACCAUACAAAAAAUGACGCUCACUUAAGCUGCCAAUGUUUACAAUUCGCUGCCAAGUGGCUCUGCGUCUCGUGCCCACGAUCAAUCAGUUUGUAUCUGCGCUGUGUGUUUUUGUGGGUGAAAAACAGUUUUAUUGAGUUGAUGAUUAUUUUGAUAGCGUGAAUGAGUUGUAAACUACUGAUUACUCCAUAUUUUAAUUUAAAUAUAUGCAUAAAAGAUUUUGUUUUGAUUUAUUAGAUGUAUUUUGUAUUUGGAUAUAAUGUGACUAAUUGGACGUGUAUUUGCUAGAUUGAUUUAUGUACAUGCUAAUAGCGCACAUAAAGAGAAAUUAAUUAAUUAAUGAUAAAAGAGGA
Molecule: messenger RNA, 1807 nt
Organism: Cloeon dipterum
Lineage: Eukaryota; Metazoa; Arthropoda; Insecta; Ephemeroptera; Baetidae
Product: G-protein coupled receptor Mth2-like
Exons: 5
Coding region: 6-1043 (345 amino acids)
Biological process (GO): G protein-coupled receptor signaling pathway; cell surface receptor signaling pathway
Cellular component (GO): membrane
Molecular function (GO): G protein-coupled receptor activity
Source: RefSeq, a predicted model, not a curated record